AUGGUGACCCUCGACCGCCAGGAGAUGAUCGCGACCAACAAGUCGUUGCGUCUCAUUAAAAAUGAACUCGAGCACCUCCUUGAGAAGGGCGUUGUGACCGACGAGCAGUUCGACAAUGUCAUGAGCAUCCUCCCCACCGAGCAGCCCAUCCGCGCCGGCGCCUCAACAGUGGGCUCCUCGAUGCGCACGCCCUCCACCAUGGCCAGCCCAGCGCCGAGCUCCAACCCAACCUCGCCGCCCACCAGCUCAAUGGCCAACAUGGCCCUCGCACACAAUCCCACGCCCAGCCCGGCCCCUCCAGCCUACAACACCACGGGCCCUCCGUCCCUCCCAGUGCGCAACAACCCACCGCCUCCCCCUCCCCCUUCCAAGCCCGUCAUCGCGCACGCCAAGGCGCUGUAUAAGUACGCAGCCGCCGACGACCGCGACCUGAGCUUCGAGCGCGACGACCGCAUCGUCGUGCACGAGUACAUGAACAACGACUGGUGGAUGGGCAAGAAUACGCGCACGGGCGCCGAGGGCAUCUUCCCCAAGAACUACGUCGAAGUCGACUACAGCGCCGGCGGUGCCAACGGCUACACGGACGAGAAGGCGGGUGGCUUCUACGCCCCCCCGCCCCAGCCCUCAUACGUGAACAAUGGCCCGCCCGCUCCCCAGAACCCGUACAACGCCAACGUGCCGCCCAUGGCGAUUGCGGCGGACGGCAGCGGCAGCGGUAGCCAGCAGGGCGGAGGCAAGGGGUCUGAGAUGGGCAAGAAGUUUGGCAAGAAGCUGGGGAAUGCUGCCAUUUUUGGUGCUGGUGCUACUAUCGGUGGCAACAUUGUCAACAGCAUCUUUUAG
This is a messenger RNA of Pseudomassariella vexata, 840 nucleotides long. RefSeq names its product SH3 domain-containing protein. Gene Ontology annotation, biological process: protein transport to vacuole involved in ubiquitin-dependent protein catabolic process via the multivesicular body sorting pathway. Gene Ontology annotation, molecular function: protein binding. The coding region runs from base 1 to 840 and encodes 279 amino acids. Gene Ontology annotation, cellular component: ESCRT-0 complex. The transcript has 2 exons. Lineage: Eukaryota; Fungi; Ascomycota; Sordariomycetes; Amphisphaeriales; Pseudomassariaceae. The record is from RefSeq and is a predicted model, not a curated record.